Molecule: messenger RNA, 1554 nt
Organism: Colletotrichum truncatum
Lineage: Eukaryota; Fungi; Ascomycota; Sordariomycetes; Glomerellales; Glomerellaceae
Product: fatty-acid amide hydrolase (amidase)
Source: RefSeq, a predicted model, not a curated record
AUGGUCUCAGUCAGACACUGGGCGGCACAGAGCGGUGACCUCAACGCCAAGCAGCUGGAGAUCACAAAAACCGUCCCCAGCUGUCUCUUGAAGAAGAUAGCCGCAGGUAUCUGGACCGCCGAGGAAGUGUUUAUCGCGUUCAGCAUCCGCGCAACUAUCGCACACCAUCUCACAAACCCGCUCUCAGAUGUUUUCUUCGACAAGGGGCUCUCCCGGGCUCGCAAGCUCGAUGCGUGGCUGCGGGAAACGGGUCACGUCGUGGGACCGCUGCAUGGCCUUCCUCUUAGCCUGAAAGAUUUGAUGAACCUAGAGGGGCAUGCUACGACCUUUGGGUUCGUUGCUCUAGCAGACAACGUCAAGUCUAGCUCUGACGACCUGGUGACGCGACUUCAAGAAGCCGGGGCCGUUUUUUAUUGCAAAACCAAUGUACCGCAGUCCACUAUGUCCGGAGAAUGUAACAGCUUCUUGUAUGGCCGGACAAGCACACCCGAUAAUCGGAAUCUAUCUGCAGGUGGCUCCAGCGGUGGCGAGGGUUCCCUUAUCGCUCUCCGGGGUAGCCCUUUGGGAAUCGGCACGGAUGUUGCAGGGUCCAUACGAACGCCAGCAAACUUCAACGGCAUCUACGGUCUCUGCCCAACUUCAGGCCGCUUCCCGUGUCACUCUGUCGGAGAAUCCUCCCUUGACUACAUCACUGGCGUUGCAGGGCCUCUUAGCAGCUCCGUUGAUGGUCUGGAGGUCUAUGCAAAAGCCCUCCUGUCUCUUAACCCAUGGGAUUGGGACGCAACCUGUAUUAAGAUGCCUUGGGACGAUCAGCUCUAUCGGGAAAAGAAGAAUCAGAAGCUGUGUUUCGGUUUCGUGAUGCACGACGGUGUAGUGCGCCCACAUCCACCCAUUCAACGUGGUAUGGACCUUGUUAGGGAGGCACUCGAGCGAGCAGGCCAUAGUGUUGUUGACGUCGAUCUUCUUAGAGCAUCAGAUAAUCUUUGGGACACAGCUGUCCGCAUCUUCUGUGCAGACGGGGGCGAGGCGUUGCGAAAUAUGUUAGAUAUACUCCCUGAACCCCCGAUCCCGGAGAUCUUCAUCCCUCCAGCCUCAAUGGCUCUUUCUGCCACCCAGAUGGGAUCUUUAGGGAAGAAACUUCUAGGUAUUCGUCAAGUUUUCUUGGAAAGAUGGCAGGCGACAACAAUGAUUACAGCGACAGGUCGACCUAUUGACGUGUGUAUCCUGCCCUCCGGCGGGCACGUCGCGCCUCCUCACGGCACGAUGAAGUAUUUCCUUUACGAGGCUAUUUCAAACAUUAUCGACUGGCCUUGCGCGACGAUUCCUGUGACCAAUGUUGACCCGGAUAUGGAUCCAAAACCUGGACCUGACGAUGACUUUGUGCCGUUGUCGGACGAAGAUCAGGAGAACUACGACAAAUACUCACCAGAGGAUUACAAAAACGGCGCUGUAUGCCUACAGGUUCUGGGUCCUAGGUUUAGCGAAGAGGUAAUACUGGCGGCGAUGAGGGUUAUUGAUGGAGCGCUUGGGAGGGGCGACGACCACAUCGAGUAG